AUGAUCUCACUCACAUUGGCGCCAAGUUUAAGGCCUUCCGGCCUGGAUGACAGAGCUUCUGAAUUUGGUGUGUCGGGUCAAGUGACUCCGUCUAAUUCUUUAAAGGCGACUACACCAAAAGAACUUUCUAAAAUUGAUGCCAAUCUUGUAGUUGGCUUCCCUGACGAGCAUCUUGCCUUCCAACCAACAGCCGUUUCCACGAUGACUACUAUCACCACAGUGACUGACGUUAUCAGUCCCACUCCUUCAUCCACUUCACCCAUCAUCAUGGCCGCCAUACAGAACGUCACUGAUGUCAUUGAAGUCGAUAUAAGCAACGGUAAUGCUGUUGUCAUCGAUGAGACGCGUGAUCGCAGUGAUGCUGAGGGAGACUGUAACAUGGAGGCAGAAGAAACCGUCAUCAAUGCGCCUGGAAGUCCAAGUAGAUCGGGACAAUCUUUAGUCUCUGUUGGCAAGACGAGCUCUCGAUUCACGCGUCGUUUUAGCCAGCUACGGCAAAAUUGUUCCACUCGUCGGUUGGCCGAUCUGUUCUCGAGCCGACUGACCAUGCGACAGAGCAAUGCUAUUUUACCGCCAGCAGUCUUGCCUCCGAGGCCGAGGGAGGCUGGCCAAGGGCUGAUAAAAACCACCACAGAAAGGCCCAAGUCUUGUCGAUCGGCCGGCUCAAGAGCAAACCAUAUGAAAACUAUAGCAAGAGCAUUUAGUUUUGGCGCUACACGCCCGGAGGCUGAUAAUCUCAUGAACACUAAAGUACCCAACAAACCUAAUACAGUUAGCCCUUUUGACGUCGUCGAACAGAAGGACCCGGAAAACACCAAAAUGUGA
Molecule: messenger RNA, 825 nt
Organism: Protopolystoma xenopodis
Lineage: Eukaryota; Metazoa; Platyhelminthes; Monogenea; Polystomatidea; Polystomatidae
Source: the annotation of a GenBank genome assembly